UGUUACACUGACAUAAAAGUAACAUACAGUGUAAGAAAUCACAUUGCAAGGCUGUUUUGCUGGUAUUUAUGGGACUGUUUUAAUAUUCACAUUUUCUGUUUACUGUAGUUCAAUGAAGAGCACUGACUAUAAGAAAUUACUGUCUACAGGAAGCAUGCUGCUUAAAGCAAAACUCGGAGGUGUGCAGAAAUUUGUUAGAGUAUCUGAGCCAAGCCUUAAGGAGUUUUUGAUUGCCGCAUUUGCAAAGUUUGGUGCGCCAGCCGUAACAGAAGGAGUGAAAGUUUUUGAUAGUUCAGGGACUGAGUUGGAUGAGGAUGUAUUUGAGGAUAUAGUAACAGAUCCCUCAACCGGGGUACUAACCAUCAAAUAUGAAACAGAUCUGGAAACAUCUGUUGCAGAAGUGUCUCCUGAGCAGUUCCAGUUAUCAUCGCCACAUUCAUCAGAUUCACAGGAUACGGUCAUCCUUUCAGACAGCCCUUUGAGAAAACGUCAGAAACUGGAUGCAGAAGCUAAGCAAUUGGUGGAAUCCAUUCUCACCAGCAAACCUGGUGGAGAACGUAUAAUAAAUGAGUACAAUCGGACCAAGUCCCUGGUGGAUGAAACCAGAAGAAAAAUGCCCAUUCUGUUGUCCACCAUCUCCUGUCGAUGCUCUUUAGGAAGCCCAGUGGCACAGCUCUCUGCGGGUCGUCAGCUGGAGGCGUUCUCCACUCACUGA
Molecule: messenger RNA, 715 nt
Organism: Neolamprologus brichardi
Lineage: Eukaryota; Metazoa; Chordata; Actinopteri; Cichliformes; Cichlidae
Source: RefSeq, a predicted model, not a curated record